ACUAAAUAGGCGCCUAUAUUGCUUGAUGGAAGAACGAUACAAAAUCAGAUAAGCAUUAAGAUUAUAAAUACUGUAUUUUUUUCAUUUUUUUCACAACAUAAGUGGGCUGGCUAUACAUUGUUGUACUGGAUAUAAAAAAAUCAAAAUGAAAUAUCUCCUGUCAGCAUGCUUCUUUGCUCUUGCAGCAUCUGCGGUACAAGCCGAGUUUAAGUGUCCUCUACCGGGAAAUGAAGCAACCUACUGGCCAGAUCCAGUUAAUUGUGCUGAAUAUAUUGAGUGUUAUGUUGGAAAGGGAAUUAUCAUGGAAUGUCCAUCAGGUUUAUGGUGGAACCAAGAGAAACAAUAUUGUGACUUUAAAGAGAAUGUUGACUGCAAAAUCGAUCCCUCAGCUCCAACAGAGGCUCCACGUACAAGGGCACCAGAUCCUACUCGACCAACAGAUUUUACUCCAGAUCCUCAUUGCCCUUAUCCCUCUGACGUAAUUACCUACGAUUAUGUUCCUGGUAAUUGCUCGCAAUAUUAUGAAUGUGACCACGGACUCAGAUAUCUUGAAACUUGUCCUACCAAUCUGUUAUGGAAUCAUAUUAAAAACUAUUGUGAUUUUCCUAGUGAAGUUGACUGCAGUCGUGCUCCAGUAACAACUACCACACCAGGACCUUCUACUACCCCAAAUCCAAUUUGUGUUGGAAAAGAUGACGGAACCCUGUUACCAGAUGAAGAUGAUUGUGCUAAAUAUUACGAAUGUCUAAGAGGAGAGGCAAUUCAAUUUACAUGCGCACCUGGUACUUUGUGGGAUCAAGACGAGCUUACUUGCGAUUAUCCUAGUAAAGUUGAUUGUAAAGUAACACCAGCGAGUUUUUAAAUUUGUAUUUAGUGUUUUUAGGAAGUCAACAUCUUUUCGUCAAAAAUUUAUUUUGUAUAGAGUUAAAUUAUAAAAAAAUAAAUAUUUAACCUCGUA
Messenger RNA from Diabrotica balteata, 958 nucleotides. Lineage: Eukaryota; Metazoa; Arthropoda; Insecta; Coleoptera; Chrysomelidae. The record is from the annotation of a GenBank genome assembly.